Molecule: messenger RNA, 2163 nt
Organism: Chaetomium strumarium
Lineage: Eukaryota; Fungi; Ascomycota; Sordariomycetes; Sordariales; Chaetomiaceae
Exons: 2
Coding region: 212-1921 (569 amino acids)
Source: RefSeq, a predicted model, not a curated record
UGACACCCCCUAUUCUGACAGCAAAAUCCGGCGUGUGAAAUGCGACGAGGGAAAGCCUGCCUGUCUCCGAUGCACGUCGACCGGCCGAACGUGCGACGGCUACGACAAAGCGGCACUGGCGCGGUACCGCUCUCCGGACCCGGCCCGGGCGGCCGAGCUGGCAAGGGCCGAAUUCGUCAGGGCGUGCGAAUGGAACGAAGCGCUCCGGUCGAUGCGACGGCUCGAGGCCAGCAUCGAGGGGACCGAGACCGAAAAGCGGCUCUUUGCGCGGUUCCGGGCUGCCACGGCCGAGGGCGUCGCUCCACACCUGUGCCACUUCUCGGCCUUCUGGCGACGACUGACGCCGGCAACGGGGUGCCAGGACGAAGCUGUCAAACGCGCCGUGGUGGCGCUGGCCGCGGCUUACCAGCUGUUCCGGCACCCGCACGAAGCCAGCAUUGACGGCCUCGGUCGCGGCGACCUCGAGGUCUUCAUGAUCCAGCAGUACAACAGAUCGAUCGAGCAGCUCCAGAGCCAUGCUGGCUCCUCGGCGUCGGAGAGCAUCCGCGUGACCCUCGUCUGCUGCCUCGCCUUCAUCUCGCUCGAGACGCUGCGGGGGAACCAUUCUGUGGCCGUCACGCAUCUCAUCAACGGCCUGCGCAUCCUGCAGUCUCUGUCCGAUCCUGCCUUCGACUGCCUCGCCGACGGCUCCGUCUUCGUUUGGCGCCCGGCCGGGGAGACGCUGCACAUGCCCGAUAUCGUCCAGCUCUUCGCCCAGCUCGAAGUCUCCGUCUGCUUCUUCGCCCACGGCAUCCAGCCCGUUGUCUCGGAGCGCGGGUACCGCAUGCGCCGCUUCGAUGAUGGCAUGGGCAAUGCGCCCUUCGCCGACGUGGCCAACGCACGCAGCGUGCUGUCGUGCUUCCGGCACGACGCCAUGGCGCGCCUGCACGAGAUCGCAGCCGUCGGCGCAGCCGGGGAUGAGGCACUCGGCGCAUUCUGGUCUGACCCGAUGCAGCAACGACAGCAAUCUUGCAUGGCAGCCCGCAGCGCUCGGAUUGGCGCCCUUGUAGCCGACUUCCUCUCCCCGGCCCGCUUCGGCAACCCGGAUCCCACGACCGCCGAGCUUUUUGGUCUGCACCUCGACCUGCUGUACUUUCGCUGCGCCCAGUUCCUCCUCAGCAAGGUCACUACUAGUACCAACACCAGGUCCACCACCACCACCACCUACAGCAGCAGCAACGACCUUAUCCCCCCCACCUUCGACCCCCUUUCCGCAACCACCUUCGAGCCUUACCAACCGCAACAACAUCAUCAACAACAACAAAGUCAACCUCCCCCAAACGACGACCCAGACUUCACCCUCCUCCCAUCCAUCCUCCACCUCGCCUCGCGCCUCUCCGCCUCACCAAUCACGCAAAUCUCCAUCCCAUUCACAACAACAACGACGACGACGAUGACGACAACCCGCACGCUAACAACAAUAAACGAACUCCACAAUCACCUGCUAGGACCCUUGUACCUAGUCGCGACACACACCCCAGACGCAGGGGUACGCAGCGCCGCGACAAGGCUGCUUGCCGAGACCAUCAUUAUCAGCUACUGCUGUUGCUGCUGCUGCCAAAAACAAAGACAAUACCACGAGCGUUGUUGUUCAACAACAGGAACGGAACACGCACAAGGCAGGAAGAGGAGGGUCCUAGCUGUGGUGGAGGAGACGAUCCAGAAAGAGAAGGCCGCCGCGGCGGCGACGGCGACGGGAAGAAAUGGUGGGACAUGGUUGUCGUCGUCGAUAAUGAGCGCCGAGGUGCCGGCUAGGGCGCUGGUCGGUGUUGGGUGUCUCCCUUUGCUUUGGGAUGCGUUAUUGGGGUUGGGGGAUGCGGCGGAGGGGGGAGGCUGUUGGGUAGGAGAAGGGAAAGAAAGCACAGAGAGGACGAGAGGAUGAGGGACGAGGGAGGGAGGGAAGGUAGGGGGGCGGUUGGGAUGAUGAUGAUGAUGUUGACUAUAUAAAGCAGGUAUUUGUUGUGUGUAAGGGAUAGGUGUGGAUAGCCUAGCCAUGCGCUGGGUACUAGGUACAAUACCUUACUUGAGUACUUCCAUAGGGGGUUGGAGUUUAGGUAGGUAAGGUACCUAGUCCAUUGCAUAUAUAACACAAAUACAGCUAUCUCCGUACACUCGUAAAUUGCU